Grammomys surdaster is the source of this 7292-nucleotide messenger RNA. RefSeq names its product myosin IXB (gene Myo9b). Gene Ontology annotation, cellular component: myosin complex. The transcript has 40 exons. Gene Ontology annotation, biological process: actin filament-based movement; Rho protein signal transduction. Lineage: Eukaryota; Metazoa; Chordata; Mammalia; Rodentia; Muridae. Bases 55 to 6507 code for a protein of 2150 amino acids. The record is from RefSeq and is a predicted model, not a curated record. Gene Ontology annotation, molecular function: protein binding; ATP binding; microfilament motor activity.
UGCAGGAGGUGUGCACUCGCCUGUGAGGCAUGCUGAAGCCAAGAGGCCAGCAGCAUGAGUGCGCACGAUGCUGGCAGCUCGGGCCGGCAGCAGCAGGCCACCUACCACCUGCACAUCUACCCGCAGCUGUCCAGCGCUGGCAGCCAGACCUCUUGCCAUGUGACUGCCACCAAGGACAGCACAGCAAGCGAUGUCAUCCGAGACGUGGUGGCCAGCCUACACCUGGAUGGCUCGAAGCACUAUGUGCUGGUGGAGGUGAAGGAGUCAGGCGGGGAGGAGUGGGUGUUGGAUGCCAGCGACUCACCUGUACACCGAGUGCUACUGUGGCCUCGGCGAGCUCAGGACGAGCACCCUCAGGAGGAUGGCUACUACUUCCUGCUGCAGGAGCGCAAUGCCGAUGGCAGCAUUCAGUACCUGCACAUGCAGCUGCUGGCUCAGCCCACAGCUGCACAUCGCCUGGUGGAGCGAGGGCUAUUGCCCAGGCCACAAGCAGACUUUGACGACCUGUGCAACCUGCCGGAGCUGACUGAAGCCAACCUGCUGCAGAACCUGAAGCUGCGCUUCAUGCAGCAGAAGAUCUACACAUACGCGGGCAGCAUCCUGGUGGCCAUCAACCCCUUUAAGUUCCUGCCCAUUUACAACCCCAAGUAUGUGAAGAUGUAUGAGAACCAGCAGCUGGGCAAGCUGGAGCCACACGUGUUCGCUCUGGCCGAUGUGGCCUACUACGCCAUGCUGCGCAAGCGCGUGAACCAGUGCAUCGUCAUCUCUGGUGAGAGUGGCUCUGGCAAGACACAAAGCACCAACUUCCUCAUCCACUGCCUUACAGCACUCAGCCAGAAGGGGUAUGCCAGUGGCGUUGAAAGGACCAUCCUGGGCGCAGGGCCUGUGCUGGAGGCUUUUGGGAACGCCAAGACAGCCCACAACAACAACUCUAGCCGCUUCGGGAAGUUCAUCCAGGUCAACUACCUGGAGAGUGGCAUCGUGAGGGGAGCUGUUGUGGAAAAAUACCUUCUUGAAAAGUCUCGCCUGGUUUCCCAGGAGAAGGAUGAGCGGAACUACCAUGUGUUUUAUUAUCUCCUGCUGGGUGUCAGUGAGGAGGAGCGCCAGGAAUUUCAGCUGAAACAGCCUCAAGACUAUUUCUACCUCAACCAGCAUAACUUGAAUAUUGAAGAUGGAGAAGAUCUCAAACAUGACUUUGAAAGGCUUCAGCAGGCCAUGGAAAUGGUGGGCUUCCUACCCGCCACCAAGAAGCUGAUCUUCUCUGUCCUCUCAGCCAUCCUGUACCUUGGCAAUGUCACCUACAAGAAAAGAGCCACAGGCCGGGAUGAAGGCCUGGAGGUUGGGCCACCAGAGGUGUUGGACACCCUAUCCAAGCUCCUGAAGGUAAAGCGGGAGACCCUGGUGGAGGUCCUAACCAAGAGAAAAACGGUUACGGUCAAUGACAAACUCAUCCUGCCUUACAGCCUCAGUGAGGCCGUAACUGCACGGGACUCCAUGGCCAAGUCUCUGUACAGUGCCCUGUUUGACUGGAUUGUGCUGAGGAUCAACCACGCCCUCCUCAACAAGAAGGACAUGGAAGAGGCUGUUUCCUGCUUGUCCAUUGGCGUCCUGGACAUCUUUGGGUUUGAGGACUUUGAACAGAAUAGCUUCGAGCAGUUUUGCAUCAACUACGCCAACGAGCAGUUGCAGUACUACUUCACCCAGCACAUCUUCAAGCUGGAGCAGGAGGAAUACCAGGGUGAGGGCAUCUCGUGGCACAACAUUGACUACACCGACAACGUGGGAUGUAUCCACCUCAUCAGCAAGAAGCCCACUGGCCUCUUCUACCUGCUGGACGAGGAGAGCAACUUCCCACAUGCCACAAGCCACACUCUGCUGGCCAAGUUCAAGCAGCAGCAUGAGGACAAUAAGUACUUCCUGGGCACACCAGUCCUGGAGCCCGCCUUCAUCAUCCAGCACUUCGCAGGCAGAGUGAAAUACCAGAUCAAGGACUUCCGGGAGAAGAACAUGGACUACAUGCGGCCUGACAUCGUGGCACUGCUAAGGGGCAGUGACAGCUCCUAUGUGCGCCAGCUCAUCGGCAUGGACCCGGUAGCUGUGUUCCGCUGGGCUGUACUUCGUGCAGCCAUCAGGGCCAUGGCUGUGCUGCGGGAGGCUGGGCGCCUGCGUGCAGAGAGAGCGGAGAAGGCAGCAGCAGGUAUAAGUAGCCCUGUCACUCGAAGUCACAUGGAAGAGCUACCAAGAGGAGCCAAUACCCCUUCAGAAAAACUGUACCGCUGCACAGGGCUAGACUUCUCCUUUGAGCGCUCUGAGGAGCUGGAUGUUAACGCUUUUGAGGACAUCAUGGCUUUCUAUGAGAGCAGGAACGAUUUGCAUAACCAAAUCAUCAAGAGCCUCAAAGGACUGCCAUGGCAGGGCGAGGACCCGCGGAGGCUUCUCCAGUCCCUCAGUCGGCUCCAGAAGCCCCGCACCUUCUUCCUGAAGAGUAAAGGUAUCAAACAAAAGCAGAUCAUUCCCAAGAACCUGCUGGACUCUCGGUCCCUGAGGUUCAUCAUCAGCAUGACACUGCACGACCGGACGACCAAGUCGCUGCUGCAUCUGCACAAGAAGAAGAAGCCCCCCAGCAUCAGUGCGCAGUUCCAGACAUCUCUUAACAAACUGUUGGAGGCACUGGGCAAGGCCGAGCCCUUCUUCAUCCGCUGCAUUCGCUCCAAUGCCGAGAAGAAGGAGCUGUGCUUUGAUGAUGAGCUGGUGCUGCAGCAGCUGCGCUACACAGGCAUGCUGGAGACCGUGCGCAUCCGGCGCUCUGGCUACAGCGCCAAGUACACCUUCCAGGACUUCACAGAGCAGUUCCAGGUGCUGCUGCCCAAGGAUGUCCAGCCCUGUAGAGAGGCCAUUGCUGCCCUGCUGGAGAAGCUGCAGGUGGACAGGCAGAACUACCAGAUUGGGAAGACAAAGGUCUUCCUGAAGGAGACAGAGCGGCAGACCCUGCAGGAGAGGCUUCAUGGUGAGGUCCUGCACAGGAUUCUGCUGCUGCAGAGUUGGUUCCGUAUGGUGCUGGAACGCAGGCACUUCAUGCAGAUGAAGCAUGCUGCCUUGACCAUCCAGGCCUGCUGGCGGUCUUACCGUGUGCGCCGUGCCCUGGAGAGGACACAGGCAGCUGUGUACCUGCAGGCUGCCUGGAGGGGCUACCUGCAGAGACAGGCCUACCACCACCAGAGGCAUAGCAUCAUCCGUCUGCAGAGCCUCUGCCGUGGCCACCUGCAGCGCAGGAGCUUCAGCCAGAUGGUGUCAGAGAAGCAGAAGGCAAAGCAAGCCAGGGAGGCUGCAGGAGCAGAGAUGUCAGAGGGCGAGCCAGGCCCUGUGGCCUCUGGGGAGCAGCUGUCCAAGCACCCUGUGGAGAACCUUGAGAGCCUGAGUGUGGAGGCUGAAAUCUGGGUGAAUAACAGGUCCCCAGAUGGCACAUCACCUAAGAAAGAGACACCAAGCCCGGAGAUGGAGACCCCAGCCCAAAAAACAGUGCCAGCUGAAAGUCAUGAGAAAGUCCCCAGUAGCCGGGAGAAGCGAGAAUCACGGCGACAGCGAGGGUUGGAGCAUGUUGAACGACAGAAUAAACACAUCCAGUCUUGCAAGGAGGAGAGUAGCACCCCUGGAGAACCUUCCAGAAGGGCAAGCCUGGAAACAGAGGAGAGCUUCCCUGAGGACACAAAGGGACCCAGAGAAGAUGGACUUGAGUCAUGGACUGAGACCACAGCCCCCUCUUGUCCAAAGCAGGUGCAGGUUGUGGGAAACCCACCUGGGAGUCCCAGUCCCAUGCAGAGGCCCACUAGCCUGGCCCUAGACACUAGGGUUAGCCCAGUGCUCCCCAGCAGCUCCCUGGAAUCCCCCAAGGAUAAGGAUAAGCAUGAGAACAACACCAAGGCUCAGGACAAGCCCGAGAGUCCCAGUGGCUCUACCCAGAUCCAACGAUACCAGCACCCAGACACAGAGCGGCUGGCUACUGCUGUGGAGAUAUGGCGAGGCAAGAAGCUCGCCACUGCAAUGCUGAGCCAAUCCCUGGACCUGAGUGAGAAGCACCGGGCUCCAGGGGCAGCCCUGACUCCCACAGAGGAGAGGCGCAUCUCUUUCUCCACCAGUGAUGUCUCCAAGCUGUCCCCGGUCAAGGUACAGACUUCAGCUGAAAUUGAUGGGGAUUUGAGCAGCAAGAAGCCAGCCAUCCAUAAGAAGAAGUCAGGAGAUCCAUCUGCUGGUCCCGAUGCAGGCCUGUCUCCAGGCUCCCAGGGUGACUCUAAAUCUGCAUUUAAGCGGCUCUUCCUGCACAAAGCCAAGGAUAAGAAGCCCAGCCUGGAGGGUGUGGAGGAGACAGAGGGCAGUGGAGGGCAGGCUGCACAGGAGGCCCUGGCCAGGAAGACUCUAGACGUGCCAUCUAGCCAGCAGUACCGCCACACCACAGGCGAGAAGCCUCUGAAAGGGAAGAAGAACCGAAAUCGCAAGGUUGGCCAGAUCACAGUGUCCGAGAAGUGGCGAGAGUCGGUGUUCCGUAAAAUCACUAAUGCCAAUGAGCUCAAGUUUCUGGACGAGUUCCUGCUCAACAAGGUGAACGACCUUCGCUCACAGAAGACACCCAUUGAAAGCUUGUUCAUUGAGGCCACUGAGCGCUUCAGGAGCAACAUCAAGACCAUGUAUUCUGUCCCUAAUGGGAAGAUCCAUGUGGGCUACAAGGACCUGAUGGAGAACUACCAGAUCGUUGUCAGUAACCUGGCUGCCGAGCGUGGGCAGAAGGACACCAACCUGGUCCUCAAUGUCUUCCAGUCGCUGCUGGAUGAGUUCACCCGCAGCUACAACAAGACCGACUUUGAGCCUGCCAAGCAGAGCAAAGCCCAGAAGAAAAAGCGGAAGCAGGAACGUGCUGUCCAGGAACACAAUGGACAUGUGUUCGCCAGCUACCAGGUGAACAUCCCGCAGUCCUGUGAGCAGUGUCUGUCCUACAUCUGGCUCAUGGACAAGGCCCUGCUGUGCAGUGUGUGCAAGAUGACCUGCCACAAGAAGUGCGUGCACAAGAUUCAGAGCUAUUGCUCCUACACUGGAAGGAGGAAGAGUGAACUGGGUGCCGAACCAGGCCACUUCGGAGUGUGUGUAAACAGCCUGACCAGUGACAAGGCCUCUGUGCCCAUUGUGCUGGAGAAGCUUCUGGAACACGUAGAGAUGCAUGGCCUGUAUACCGAGGGCCUUUACCGCAAGUCAGGCGCUGCCAAUCGGACACGGGAAUUACGCCAGGCACUGCAGACAGACCCUGCCGCAGUUAAGCUGGAAGACUUCCCUAUCCAUGCCAUCACUGGGGUCCUGAAGCAAUGGCUGCGGGAGCUGCCUGAGCCACUCAUGACUUUCGCCCAGUAUGGAGACUUCCUCAGGGCUGUUGAGCUUCCAGAGAAGCAGGAGCAGCUGGCUGCCAUCUACGCAGUCCUGGACCACCUGCCUGAAGCCAACCACACCUCCCUGGAACGACUCAUCUUCCACCUUGUCAAAGUGGCCUUGCUUGAAGAUGUGAACCGCAUGUCUCCGGGAGCUCUAGCUAUCAUCUUCGCGCCCUGCCUGCUUCGCUGCCCUGACAACUCUGACCCCCUGACCAGCAUGAAAGAUGUACUGAAGAUUACCACGUGUGUGGAGAUGCUCAUCAAAGAACAGAUGCGGAAGUACAAGAUGAAGAUGGAGGAGAUCAGCCACCUGGAGGCAGCCGAGAGCAUUGCAUUCCGCAGGCUCUCCCUGUUGAGGCAGAAUGCUCCGUGGCCUCUCAAACUGGGGUUUUCGUCUCCCUAUGAGGGGGUCCGGACCAAAAGCCCCAGGAGCCCAGUGGUCCAAGACCUGGAGGAGCUGGGGGCUCUCCCUGAGGAGGCAGCAGGUGCCGACGAGGACCGAGAAAAGGAGAUUCUCAUGGAAAGGAUCCAGUCCAUCAAGGAAGAGAAGGAGGAUAUCACAUAUCGACUGCCGGAGCUAGACCCGCGGGGUUCUGACGAGGAGAACCUUGACUCAGAAACAUCAGCGAGCACUGAGAGCCUGCUGGAGGAGAGGGGCGUGCGGGGGACCGUGGAAGGGCCCCCCGCACCUGUUCUCCCCUGCCCCAUUUCACCCACCCCAAGUCCCCUCCCCGCGGCCGCCGCCCCUCCACGAGGAAGGCCGACAUCCUUCGUCACGGUCAGAGUGAAGACACCCCGGAGGACGCCCAUCAUGCCCAUGGCCAACAUCAAGCUCCCUCCGGGCCUGCCCUUGCACCUGACGAGCUGGGCGCCUGCUCUCCAGGAGGCCGUUGUUCCAGUGAAGCGCCGUGAGCCACCCGCCCGCCGACAGGACCAGGUACAUUCCGUAUACAUCGCCCCUGGGGCUGACCUGCCAUCACAGGGUACGCUGGUACCCUUGGACCACGAUGCCAUACUUCGUGGGGCCAAACGCAGGUACUCGGACCCCCCUACCUACUGCCUGCCUCCCAGCUCCGGCCAGGCCAAUGGCUGAGGACUGUGGCUGCCAGUCUGCAGGCCCUGAAAUCCACGAACUGGCAUCCCAGCUGUGGAGCUGGCCUUCACUCUCUGAGAAGGAUCUAAAACGAGAAGCUCUCAGAGGGAUGCAGUGGCCGGCUCUGUGUGUUGUGGAGGCUGGGGGUAGGGGCUGCUGGCCAGGAGCCAUCAGAGCCCCAACCUGCACAGCAGUGGUCCCUUUGUACUUUGAGUAACUCUUUGUCUUUUUGUGGUUUACAUAGCUUUUAAGUUCAUAACAGCCUUAGUGGAGGACCAAACUUUGUAUGUGUAUGUCUGAGCUUUUAUACUAACUGUCCACCUCUGUAACCUGGACAUGGGCAAGGCAAGCCUGCCAAAUGGACAUGUGGGCCACACCUGGCUACUGCACUCCACAGCAGUGGAUAGCAGACUCACAGGACAUCUGUUACCAUCUUGAGUGCCUCCCAGCAGUGGCCUUCUGGCCAGAGAACCUUCCAGAGAUUGUUGAAGCUUUCCACAGGGACACGGCUGAAGGCAGGACAGGAACGGGACGUCCCUGCAGGGAAACCUGACAUCCAGGGAAACCCGAAUGUCGCCCACAGCUCUGCCCACUGUGCCUGUGGGAUGCAAGGAGCCAGGAACUUGGGACCUUUAGGAACAAGCAGUGCAUGUCCUGAAUUUCUUCCGUAGCCGCGGUGACAGCCUGGGCUCUUUAGAGGCUGGCUCUCUUCCCAGGCUCUACCCAGUCCUGGACACAGGGAAGCUCCACAGGAGGUGUGAAAUAAAAGUGCUUGAGAAGUGUUA